Medioppia subpectinata is the source of this 259-nucleotide messenger RNA. NCBI's taxonomy places the organism in Eukaryota, Metazoa, Arthropoda, Arachnida, Sarcoptiformes, Oppiidae. The record is from the annotation of a GenBank genome assembly.
AUAGUUAGAAAUGUCCACAAAUGGUAAACUGUUUUACUUCUGUUUCGGAUCUAAUCUGUGGUCAAAGCGGAUGCAUAUCAACGUCAAGAGUGCCGUUAAAUAUGGCAAUGGAUUGUUGAAGGACUGGACGUUUAGUUUUGCCGGUGCUUCCAGACUCUGGUUGGGAUCCACUGCUAAUAUCGUACCAAAAACUAAUGGCGUCGUUUGGGGAACUGUUUGGACAAUUAGUGACACAGAAUUGGAUGGUCUGGACAAACAA